ACUUUCGAAUUUUGAUUUUAUUGUAGCAUAGCAUGGGGUGGGUCCUGUCUGCACAAAGCAAUCAGUGCCAUUGCUGAAAACGGAACAGAAGCAUAUUACUACGUUCUGUUCUGCAUCUCUCUAUAACCUUUCCACCACAACCAUUUCAUCCGCGCUUAGGGUUUUUCCUUUUCUUCUUCUUCUUCUCACUUUCUUUCUACCGCUUAAAGCUGCUGCUGCUGCCUUAAUGUGUCAUUCCAUCUUCGCCUUUGCUUCUUCUCGCUGCUACUGCUUCUUUCCGAUCGCAUUUGCUUCGUUUUAAAUUCUGACUCGUCCAACCAAUAUCAGGGUUUCAAAUGUCAAGUAGCUGGUAAACAGAGUGAAUGUACCAUUCAGACUUCAAUUUUUAUCUGUCUAAAGAAUGGUUUGGAUGCCGGGUUCUCUUUCCUUGGAUUGUGGCUUAUGGUGUGUGAUAUACUGACGUGAACUAGUUAGUAGUGAGAUUGAGCAUUGCGAAUCAACGUUUAUGUGAUGCCUUAUUAUGAAAGGGUACGUUAGUUGAGCAAUUAGUCUAGUAAUGGGUUCAUUCUCUGGCACUUCUGAAAUAGUUGAGGCAAGGGAGGAGCUGAAUACAAGGAAAGCUCCUGGGAUUUAUCAGUACAAUUCUGAGUGUAGCACGUCUGAGAAAAGUCACAAACUUUCAGUGCUGAAACUGGGAUGCAAGGAUGAUCUAGACGAUGAUAUUAAUAAGCUGUUUGAAUCAAUUGCUCUUAAGUCUUCGUCAAGGGAUUUGGGUCUCUUACAAGACGGUGCAAGUCCUAGACUGAAAAGUGCGUUAAAAAAGCCAAUUACAAUGGGUGUUCCUCGGUCCCCAAGAGUUGGAGCUGAGUCUGUUAAUUUAAAGCAAGCAUUAAGAGACCUUUGCAUAUCUAAGGCAUCGGAAAUGGCCGCUAUGAAGCGAUUAUCAAAGUCAACAGCUUCUCCAAGAAUAUCUGAAGUUGGGAAGAUACAGACAUUGUACAAUUCAGUUGUAGCUGAAACCAAUCGGCCUGGGCCUUCCUCUGUUGAAAGCAAGGAGCGUCAAAUUGAAGUAGCUCUUGUACCUGAAAAAAGUAAGUCCCUUACAUUGGUGAAGACCUCUCAAUCUUAUCAAGCUGCCCAAAUCGCAUCGUCGAGCCGAAACAUUCAUUCGUCUCGGCAAGUUGCUGUUGCCACCACUCAGUAUGAUUCUGGGACUUCAUUGGCACAAAGUGAUAUGGCAUGCCCAUCAAGUAAAGUUGGAAUUCAGUCACAAAGAGUGGUACCUGUUGAAUUAGAAGAACAAGCAUCUGCCUCUUCAUCUUCUAUUCCUAAUACAAUUGGAAGCAAGCUAGAGGUGCCCAAAAAUGCUUCUUCCCCUAAAAAGUUGGGUAAUAAAGCAUUUGGGUCAAAUAACGGGAAGAAAGGUAGACUGCAAACUGAAUCUUCAUCUACUUCUGCAAAUGGCAACAGAGUUAACAAACUGCCACGCCAUGCCCCCCGCACUGUUAAAUCGGUCAUCAAGAACAAGAAUCUGACUAAGAAGAAACCAAAGGAGGAUUCGGGUUCUGCUUUAUGUGGUCCUACGCCCAAUGCAGUUAAGAAGCCAGUUCCUGGUACCCCUCGGCUAAUUUGUGAGAGAUGUAGAUGUGCUUUAGAAAAUACAAGUGAAGAAAAAAACCAAGAUCCUGUGCCAUUGGACUCUACCAGUCCUGGAAAUGGAGUAAACACGAGUAAUGUACACUCCAGCUUAAAUAAACCUGGUUUGGUGUUAACUGGCGUUAAUAAAAGCAAAACAGUUGCAAAAGUCAAGAACUCCAAGUUGAAAGAGCAACUUGAAUUUUCGCAAAGCUCUAAAAGUAGUCAAGGUGAGUACAGUAGUAGUACAAGUACCAGUGAUGAGAGCAAUGUAAGUGGCUCAAGUCGUAGCACUAGGCCUCACAUGUCAAAAGAUGUCAGAUGGGAAGCCAUACGACAUGCUCAAAUGCAGCAUGGAGUCUUGAGCUUGAGAAACUUCAAUCUCUUGAAGAAGCUUGGUUGUGGGGACAUUGGGACUGUAUAUCUUGCGGAACUAAUUGGCACAAGCUGCUUGUUUGCUAUCAAGGUCAUGGACAAUGAAUUUUUGGAAAGGAGAAAGAAAAUGCCCAGGGCUCAAACUGAAAGAGAAAUACUAAGGAUCCUGGAUCAUCCUUUUCUUCCCACAAUGUAUGCACAAUUUACAUCAGAUAAUCUAUCGUGUCUCAUCAUGGAGUAUUGUCCAGGAGGAGAUCUUCAUGUUCUACGGCAGAAGCAACUUGGUAGAUGUUUUUCAGAGCCAGCAGCAAGGUUCUAUGUUGCCGAAGUCCUUCUUGCUUUGGAGUACUUGCACAUGCUUGGAGUUGUUUACCGUGAUUUGAAACCGGAAAACAUUCUUGUUCGGGAAGAUGGUCACAUUAUGCUCACAGAUUUUGAUCUGUCCCUGAGGUGUGCUGUUAACCCAACACUUCUGAAAUCUUCAUCUGAUGUCGACCCUGCAAAAAUUUCUGGUCUAAGUGUGCAAUCAAGUUGCAUUGAACCAUUCUGCAUCGAACCAUCUUGUCAAGUUCCAUGCUUCAGCCCAAGAUUACUACCUGCGGCUGCAAAAACAAGGAAAUUAAAAGCUGAUCCUUCUGCCCAGGUCAGAUCAUUGCCACAGCUGGUGGCCGAGCCCACUGAUGCAAGAUCAAACUCCUUUGUUGGUACACAUGAAUACUUGGCUCCCGAGAUCAUCAAAGAAGAGGGACAUGGAGCUGCGGUUGACUGGUGGACAUUUGGUGUUUUUCUCUAUGAACUUUUGUAUGGUAGAACACCCUUUAAAGGUUCUAACAAUGAAGAAACAUUGGCCAACGUAGUGAUGCAGAGUCUUAGAUUCCCUGACCACCCAUUUGUUAGUUUCCAAGCAAAGGAUCUGAUUAGAGGGUUAUUGGUUAAAGAGCCUGAAAACCGUUUGGGUUCAGAGAAAGGGGCUGCUGAGAUCAAACAACACCCUUUCUUUGAAGGCCUUAACUGGGCCUUAAUUCGGUGCGCGGUCCCUCCAGAACUUCCAGACUAUUAUGAUUAUGGAGUUUCAGACAUGAUUAACUCACAGGUUAAGGGUGCUAAGUACUUAGAGUGUAAAGUAGGAGAGCGUGUAGAAUUCGAGUUGUUUUAAAGACAUUGCUUUCUAUCGAAAACGGCAUUCGAUGUUAUGGAUUCUCAUUUAUGGCUCGCUGUCGGUGUCGAGAUGUAAUUUAUUUGUAAGCCUUAAGCUUAAUAGUCUCGUUGCGAAUAA
This is a messenger RNA of Vigna radiata var. radiata (mung bean), 3286 nucleotides long. Its product is annotated as serine/threonine-protein kinase D6PKL1. Gene Ontology annotation, biological process: protein phosphorylation. The record is from RefSeq and is a predicted model, not a curated record. Gene Ontology annotation, cellular component: nucleus; cytoplasm; plasma membrane. Bases 557 to 3166 code for a protein of 869 amino acids. Gene Ontology annotation, molecular function: ATP binding; protein serine/threonine kinase activity. Lineage: Eukaryota; Viridiplantae; Streptophyta; Magnoliopsida; Fabales; Fabaceae. The transcript is spliced from 3 exons.